AUGACAACCAACAAUCCCAGAGCUGGCUGGGAGAUAGUUGGCGACCAGUUCUACCGAAAGGUCCCCCUGUACGAGUCCAUAUUUGAUCAGGAUCUCGAACUUGAGAACUACCUUGUUGCAGGUGCACCGUAUGGCGGCGCGCUGGCAUUAUGGCGAGACACCACCAAGGUCGCACGGUAUCGAACAGGCCAAUCGAUCAAACCCACCAUUGACAUCUAUUCCUCGUCUGGAAAGCUCAUCAGCAACAUCAACUGGGAGAAAGGCGUGAUCAAAGGCCUUGGCUGGUCGGACGAUGAGAAGCUCUUGGUCGUAACGGAAGACGGCACUGUCCACUGCUACUUCGGGCUCCAUGGCGACUUUCAACCUUUCUCGCUUGGACACGGUGCAGAGGAGUUCGGCGUCGUCUCGUGCCGGUUUUGGUCGCAUGGUUUCGUCGCUUUACUUUCCAAUAAUUCGUUGGUGGCAGUUUCGUCGUUCGAAGAGCCCAGACCGAGGUUGCUUGCUCAAGCGCCGGAAGGGGAGGUCCACUCCUGGUCCCUCAUUCCACCAGCAUACACACUUUCUAGGUCCGUCGAGGUGCUACUCGCAAUAGACAAGACAAUUUAUGUUGUGGAUGUCACCGAAGCCGAAGAUCGAGGACUAUCCGAUGGCCCGUUCAAGCACGUCAGCGUUUCACCUAACGGGCGAUUUGCAGCAUUGUUCACUGAGGAUGGCAAAGUGUGGGUUGUCGGCAGUGACUUCCAAAACAAAUACAGCGAAUACGACUCAAAGGCGAAGACUACACCGAGGCAGAUAUACUGGUGUGGAAACGACUCUGUCAUUCUAGCUUGGGAAGAUGAGAUCCACAUGGUUGGUCCCAAUGGUGCCGCUGUCAAAUACUAUUAUGAUGACCAGGUUCAUGUCGUCCCCGAUAUUGAUGGAAUCCGGUUGAUCACGAACGAGGUGUGCGAAUUCUUACACAAGGUGCCCGAUCCACUAGAAGAAGUCUUCAAGCUUGGUUCGACAUCGGCUGCCUCGGUCCUUCUCGACUCAAUCGAGCUGCUAGAGAAGAAAUCACCAAAAGCAGAUGAGAACAUCCAACGAAUCAAACCCAAUCUGCCAGAUGCAGUAGAAACCUGUAUUCGAGCGGCUGGUCACGAGUUCAACCAGACCCUCCAGAAACAACUGCUCCGCGCCGCCUCCUUCGGCAAGUCAGUACUCGACCUGUACAGCAGUGAUGAGUUUGUCGACAUGUGUGAGGAUCUGAGAGUGUUGAAUGCCGUUCGGGACUACCGCAUAGGCCUCUACAUGACCUAUGAACAGUAUGUCAGGCUGACACCGGAACGGCUGAUAGCAAGGCUGGUCAAUCGACGAGAAUACCUUCUUGCAAUCAAGCUGUCAGAAUUUCUGCAUCUUCCUGCUAACAAAAUCUACGUCCAUUGGGCUAGCCAAAAAGUUCGAGGGUCGCCUGCAGACGACGACACAGUUCGAGAGAUUGUGGUGGACCGAUUACGCGGCAAACACGGGAUCUCUUUUGAGGCCAUUGCGCGUGCAGCCUACGACGAAGGGCGGAGCCAUCUCGCAACGACAUUGUUGAAUCAUGAACCUAGAGCGGGCAAACAAGUUCCUCUAUUACUCAAUAUGGAGGAGGAUGAGAUCGCACUUGAUAAAGCUAUCGAGUCUGGAGACACCGACUUGGUAUUCUUCGUGUUAUUGGAAUUGAAGAAGAAACUGCCACUGGCAACUUUCCUUCGCACCAUCAGCGAUAAGCCCGUGGCAUCAGCACUUGUUGAGAGUUCAGCAAGAGCGGGCGACAGAGAACUGCUCAAAGACUUGUACUAUCAGGAUGAUCGACCCAUUGAGGGUUCGAAUUUGUUGCUGGAAGAAGCCAUGCAACAAACGCAGGUUCAGGCAGUCAUUGACAAGCUCAAGUUAGCAGGCAGACUGCUCACUGAUGCAAAGGAUCCGACAGCGCAAUUCCACGCUAAAUCGCUGACAGAGGCUGGACAGCUUCUCAAGCUGCAGGAGGCGUUCGACAAGGACAUCACCGACGGCAGCGGAAGCUAUGUGGGAUUAAGCAUCAAUGAGACCAUGUUCCGCCUGAUCCAAUCUGGAUACAGCAAGCGGGCGGCCAAAGUUCAGGGCGACUUUCGGGUGCCAGAGAAGACAUGGUGGUGGAUUCGACUCCGGGCAUUGACCACAGCCCGUCUCUGGGGUGAGGUCGAGGAAAUUGCUAAGAGCAAGAAGUCACCGAUCGGAUGGGAGCCCUUCUACAACGAAGUCCUUGGAGCAGGUAAUACUCGCCUUGCCUCAUCAUUCAUUCCAAAAUGCACCAAUCUCCAACCUGCGGAGCGGAUUGAGAUGUGGGUCAAAUGUGGCAUGAUCGUGAAAGCUGGUGAGGAAGCCCUCAAAGCCAAGGACGUGAACUCGCUGGAGCUGCUGCGGGAUAAGGCCAACGGCCAACAAUUGGUCGAGAUCGAAAGGAUGCUCACACAUCUGCGUCCCAAGAAAUAA
Messenger RNA from Fonsecaea nubica, 2493 nucleotides. RefSeq lists its product as hypothetical. Gene Ontology annotation, cellular component: HOPS complex; cytoplasm; endosome. Gene Ontology annotation, biological process: vacuole fusion, non-autophagic; endosomal transport; intracellular protein transport. The record is from RefSeq and is a predicted model, not a curated record. The transcript is spliced from 3 exons. Gene Ontology annotation, molecular function: actin binding. Bases 1 to 2493 code for a protein of 830 amino acids. NCBI's taxonomy places the organism in Eukaryota, Fungi, Ascomycota, Eurotiomycetes, Chaetothyriales, Herpotrichiellaceae.